UUCCAUAACACAUCACAUACACGUUGCCAUUUUGUCUUGCCUAUGCAUGUAUGUGUUCAAUUUUGACGACACUCCUUCGUAAGUAUUUGUCUCGGAAAGCAUUUUAUACGAUGGUAUAUUUUGAACAUUGACAGAUAAGUGAAUUAGUUUAAAUUCUGAUUCUGAAGCAUCAGGGCUGAACAAGUGAAAUGGUAUUUUUUCUUAGCCUAUUGUUUCUCCUAAUUUCAACUGGGAAAUUAUCAAUGCAGGAUUAUGUAAAUAGCUCAAAAUUGACUGAUGUUACAUGGGCACAUGCGGUGAACAACAAAGAUUACCUCGUAAAUGUGCUAAAUGGGAAUACAAAUUUUAUAGAAGCUGAUAUUCUUAUUGGACAUUUAGAAAACGGGAAUCCUCAAGAGAAAAUUCCGAUUAUGGCUCAUCCGCCAGCCACACAGUCAAAUCUAUCUUUGAAAGAAUUUCUGGAAAAAUGUCUCCAAUUUAAUCAACAGGCAAAAAAAGCUGAUGUAAAAGGAAUAAAAUUGGACUUCAAAUCAAUUGAAGCUUUAGAAAGUUCGAUUGACUUGAUUAAAACAUUGUACGAUACGGUAGAAUACCCUACUUGGAUAAAUGCAGAUAUAUUGGCCGGCCCAGUUAACAACACGUCAACGAUUCCAGUGGACCAUGAUAGAUUUUUCAAGUGUGCAAAACAACUUGGGCCUGUUGUAUUAUCCAUUGGAUGGACUACUAAGUGGGACCAACAUUCUACCGAAGGAUUUUAUUCGGAAACGAACAUUCAGUGCAUGAUCGAUACCAUCAAGUCAAAUAAAAUAGAUAUGCUAGGCGCACCUAUUACAUUCCCGAUCCGUGCUGGAAUAGCAGCAAAUAGUUUUACGCAGCUAAAAAAGCUUUACGAAGCAUUAAAAACGACUAAUGAUGUAACAUUUACGAUUUGGUCCAGUUCGGAUGAUGCUGUUGAUGUGGAAAAACUUCGAAAUUUCAUGUAUGAAAUUGGAACUGAUCAUAUUUAUGUAGAUGUGCCAGAUGAACUGAAAGCGCGUUUAAAUAUUAUUACAACAGAGGUUUGAACCUGUAAUCAAAACACCAUCACAAACAAAAAUCUAUUUUUAAUAAAAUUAUAUAAAAAAAAA
Messenger RNA from Culex quinquefasciatus (southern house mosquito), 1127 nucleotides. Its product is annotated as protein FAM151B. The record is from RefSeq and is a predicted model, not a curated record. NCBI's taxonomy places the organism in Eukaryota, Metazoa, Arthropoda, Insecta, Diptera, Culicidae. Bases 189 to 1064 code for a protein of 291 amino acids. The transcript has 3 exons.